Molecule: messenger RNA, 1506 nt
Organism: Drosophila mauritiana
Lineage: Eukaryota; Metazoa; Arthropoda; Insecta; Diptera; Drosophilidae
Exons: 2
Coding region: 15-1199 (394 amino acids)
Source: RefSeq, a predicted model, not a curated record
ACCAGAGCUCUGCGAUGACAACCUCAAGUCUUGCAAUCCGCGCAUCCGUAGCGCUUAUUCUGUUGAUGUGGACUGGUUCCGGGCAUUGCCAAGUGGGAUACGUGCGGCACCUGUCGGAGCUGCGGAUAAGGGAACUUGAAAAAUUGGCGGUUCGUAUGCAGGGCUCCAUCAACACCGAAAAGUAUGCCUGCGAGAGCUAUUUUGACUACGUCUGUAGCCGCAAUAGACCCCUCUUCUCGAUCAUGGGACACAUGCCGCAAAUGGGCGAUCUUAUGCAGUUGCUGACCGACUUGCAGAACGAUCCAGAGCCAUUCGAGGCAAAGCAGAAGACGCUGGACUUCUUCAUCUCGUGCAACUUGCACCACGCGCUGGAAGACUGCUAUCGUGAGACCUAUGAGUAUUUCAAGCCACUUUUCGGGUAUAUAGUUACAAAAAACAUGCUCGAUGGAGAAUCCCACGAGCUGGCUGACUUCCUGGGCAUUUUGGAGCGCUUCGUCGUCAGGUUUCAGAAGGACAGAGAGUCGAAUCCCAUUCUCAGCAAGCUGGCCACGUACAAGCAGAAGUUCAAAACGCCGCGUGUCUACUUCCAUGCUAGAGACCUGAGCCGGGAGUACAAGGACCUGCGGAUCUACCGGGAGAGCUACGAACACAACGUGCGCAAUCUGGAGCAGCACCGAAAACUGAAUUCAACAUACGAGCUGGGGGUUCAGCGCACCAUGCUGGAUUGGAGCAUGUACCUCUAUCAGAGCCGCAACAAGCCCAUGUCCUACUUCUACUCCACGUUUACGGUCCAUUUGUACAUGAUGCUUUUUAAUAGUCUGGAGCGACAGCGAGAUUUCACGCGGUUUCGCGAAGAUGUGGAGUGUUUAAGGCUGCCCCAGUUCGUUAACGUUCUGGAUGAGGCCAGAAUGCUGGCUGUGAUCUACUUAAAGAGCUUCCGAGCCGCCUGGAUAGACUACAGCGCCUGGAUCAACUCGCCCCCACAGAACAGUGGGAUAUACGAUCAGGAAAAUGGGGUCCUUCAAAAGUACCAUCUUGACAACAAGCGUAUAUUUUUCACUCUUUACGCUCAGAACUUUUGUGAGUUUGGGAAGGAUCUGGCCGAGCACGUCUUCUAUCUGGGCCUUAAGCAGAACAAGGACUUUUACGACAUAUACUCUUGUGGUUUUCAAACGGAGAACCCUAUGACUUGUGUUUAAUAGAUCAAGUCAUUUUCUAUCAUACAUAUAUAUAAUAAAGCAUUAACAUCCUCUUAACGCUGUAUAAACCAUUUGAAUGAAAUGGCUUUCACUAUCGAAAACACUAUAAUCAAGUUGCCCGAAUAUCAGAUACCCGUUACUCAGCUAGUGAAAGAGCGAACUAGAAAUUUCUGGCAUAUCGAGUGGUGUGGGGGAAAAAUAAUAAAAUAGAAAAAAAAUCGUAUAAUUUUUGAAAGCGUGGGCGUGGGAGAGUUGGAUGGUUUGUGGACAAAAAAAAUUGUUGACUUACCGAUAGAAAUUGGCAAAA